Molecule: messenger RNA, 8659 nt
Organism: Marmota monax (woodchuck)
Lineage: Eukaryota; Metazoa; Chordata; Mammalia; Rodentia; Sciuridae
Gene: Grik3
Product: glutamate ionotropic receptor kainate type subunit 3
Exons: 16
Coding region: 36-2795 (919 amino acids)
Biological process (GO): monoatomic ion transport; modulation of chemical synaptic transmission; synaptic transmission, glutamatergic
Cellular component (GO): kainate selective glutamate receptor complex; plasma membrane; postsynaptic membrane
Molecular function (GO): kainate selective glutamate receptor activity; transmitter-gated monoatomic ion channel activity involved in regulation of postsynaptic membrane potential
Source: RefSeq, a predicted model, not a curated record
GGCCGCGCCCCGGGCACGCUCGGCGGCGCCCAACGAUGACCGCUCCCUGGCGGCGCCUCCGGAGUCUGGUUUGGGAAUACUGGGCCGGGCUCCUCGUGUGCGCCUUCUGGAUCCCAGACUCGCGCGGGAUGCCCCACGUCAUCCGGAUCGGAGGAAUCUUCGAGUAUGCGGACGGCCCCAAUGCCCAGGUCAUGAACGCCGAGGAGCACGCCUUCCGAUUUUCCGCCAACAUCAUCAACAGGAACAGAACCCUGCUGCCCAACACCACCCUGACCUACGACAUCCAGAGGAUUCACUUCCAUGACAGCUUUGAGGCCACCAAGAAGGCCUGUGACCAGCUGGCCCUGGGCGUGGUGGCCAUCUUCGGGCCGUCGCAGGGCUCCUGCACCAAUGCCGUCCAGUCCAUCUGCAAUGCCCUGGAGGUGCCCCACAUCCAGCUGCGCUGGAAGCACCACCCGCUGGACAACAAGGACACCUUCUACGUGAACCUCUACCCCGACUACGCCUCUCUCAGCCACGCCAUCCUCGACCUGGUCCAGUACCUCAAGUGGCGGUCAGCCACCGUGGUCUAUGACGACAGCACAGGGCUCAUCCGGCUGCAGGAGCUCAUCAUGGCUCCUUCAAGAUACAACAUCCGCCUCAAGAUCCGCCAGCUCCCCAUCGACUCGGAUGACGCGCGCCCCCUGCUCAAGGAGAUGAAGCGCGGCCGGGAGUUCCGCAUCAUCUUCGACUGCAGCCACACCAUGGCCGCCCAGAUCCUCAAGCAGGCCAUGGCUAUGGGCAUGAUGACCGAGUACUACCACUUCAUCUUCACCACGCUGGAUCUCUACGCACUAGACCUGGAGCCCUACCGCUACUCGGGGGUGAACCUGACGGGGUUCCGCAUCCUCAACGUGGACAACCCCCACGUCUCAGCCAUCGUGGAGAAGUGGUCCAUGGAGCGGCUGCAGGCGGCUCCCCGAGCAGAGUCUGGCCUGUUGGAUGGAGUGAUGAUGACCGACGCGGCCUUACUGUAUGACGCUGUCCACAUCGUGUCCGUGUGCUACCAGCGGGCCCCCCAGAUGACGGUGAACUCCCUGCAGUGCCACCGGCAUAAGGCCUGGCGCUUUGGUGGCCGCUUCAUGAACUUCAUCAAGGAGGCUCAAUGGGAAGGAUUAACUGGACGGAUUGUUUUCAACAAAACCAGUGGCUUGCGGACAGAUUUUGAUCUGGACAUCAUCAGCCUGAAGGAAGAUGGCCUGGAGAAGGUGGGGGUGUGGAGCCCCGCUGACGGGCUCAAUAUCACGGAGGUUGCCAAAGGCCGAGGCCCUAAUGUCACCGACUCUCUGACAAACAGGUCACUCAUCGUCACCACCGUGCUGGAGGAGCCCUUCGUCAUGUUCCGGAAGUCUGACAGGACCCUGUAUGGGAAUGACCGCUUCGAGGGCUACUGCGUUGACCUGCUCAAGGAGCUGGCCCACAUCCUGGGCUUCUCCUAUGAGAUCCGGUUGGUGGAGGACGGCAAGUACGGGGCGCAGGACGACAAGGGCCAGUGGAAUGGCAUGGUCAAGGAGCUCAUCGACCACAAGGCAGACCUGGCCGUGGCUCCCCUGACCAUCACGCAUGUCCGCGAGAAGGCCAUCGACUUCUCCAAGCCCUUCAUGACGCUGGGAGUGAGCAUCCUGUAUCGCAAGCCCAACGGCACCAACCCCAGCGUGUUCUCCUUCCUCAACCCCCUGUCCCCAGAUAUCUGGAUGUAUGUGCUCCUCGCCUACCUGGGUGUCAGCUGCGUCCUCUUUGUCAUUGCCAGGUUUAGCCCCUAUGAGUGGUACGAUGCCCACCCCUGCAACCCGGGCUCCGAGGUGGUGGAGAACAACUUCACUCUGCUCAACAGCUUCUGGUUUGGAAUGGGCUCCCUCAUGCAGCAAGGGUCUGAACUGAUGCCCAAAGCUCUGUCCACGCGCAUCAUCGGUGGCAUCUGGUGGUUCUUCACACUCAUCAUCAUCUCCUCCUACACGGCCAACCUGGCUGCCUUUCUGACCGUGGAGCGCAUGGAAUCGCCUAUCGACUCUGCUGAUGACCUGGCCAAGCAAACCAAGAUUGAGUACGGGGCUGUCAAGGACGGGGCCACCAUGACCUUCUUCAAGAAAUCCAAGAUCUCCACCUUCGAGAAGAUGUGGGCUUUCAUGAGCAGCAAGCCCUCGGCUCUGGUGAAGAACAAUGAGGAGGGCAUCCAGCGGACGCUGACGGCGGACUACGCGCUGCUGAUGGAGUCCACCACCAUCGAAUACGUCACUCAGAGGAACUGCAACCUCACCCAGAUCGGGGGCCUCAUCGACUCCAAGGGCUACGGCAUCGGCACACCCAUGGGCUCCCCGUACAGGGACAAGAUCACCAUCGCCAUCCUGCAGCUGCAGGAGGAAGACAAGCUGCACAUCAUGAAGGAGAAAUGGUGGCGGGGCAGCGGGUGCCCCGAGGAGGAGAACAAGGAGGCCAGCGCCCUGGGCAUCCAGAAGAUCGGCGGCAUCUUCAUCGUCCUGGCCGCCGGGCUGGUCCUGUCGGUGCUGGUGGCCGUGGGAGAGUUCGUGUACAAGCUCCGCAAGACAGCAGAGCGAGAACAGCGUUCCUUCUGCAGCACUGUGGCCGAUGAGAUCCGUUUCUCCCUCACCUGCCAGCGUCGGGUCAAGCACAAGCCACAGCCUCCCAUGAUGGUCAAGACUGACGCCGUCAUCAACAUGCACACAUUCAAUGACCGCCGGCUUCCGGGCAAGGACAGCAUGACCUGCAGCACAUCCUUAGCCCCUGUGUUCCCCUAGGCUCAGGUGGGGUGGGGACCACAGGCCUGACGCAAGGUAAAAGAAACUGGAAACUGGAAAGGAUAUCCCCAUCCCCCACGCUGAGCUUGGGGACCAGAGCUACUGCCUGCGUGUGGGGCCAGGAACUCUCGGCCCCAACCUACCAGGAAACCAGCAGGCCUCAGGCCCGCUGUGGGGGCUUCCUUCUCCUCCUGUCUCUUCUGUGGGUUUCUAAAGCUGCCAGCCAAGAUAGCCAAGGCCAAAGGAAGCACAUGCCUCUCUCAGGCCAAACUCACCGCCCCCGCCCCCAACUUUCCUCUAGAGUCAGGCCACAGGAAAUGGGAAAUAGAUCUUAUAUUGCCACUCCUUCCCCAAGAGCCCAAGCCUUCUUGGUCUUGACCAUGAGACCAGAGAUGCAAAACUGGGCACCUUGAGGAUCUUAGAGUGGGGUUGCCAAUGGAAACCCAAGGAUGGUCAUCCCCUGCAGCUGGGUAAAAGGAAAGCUUCAGCCCCUGAGGGCUGUUCACAUGGCCCUGAUCUUCUAGACUUGGCUUGACCCAUGGCAGCUCCUUGGCCAAGUUGAAGGCAGAAUGAAAAAGAGGAGAGAAGAGAAUGCACAGAUAGAAGCCGCCAUUUUGAAUCCUUACAGAUAAUGUCCCAAUGGCUCCCACUCCUCCAAAAGGGGUAAUAGUCACCACAGAUUCUCCACGUUCUGGCCACAGGACAGAGGACCCCAUGCGUCUAUCAUAAAGGAUGCCCAAAGAUCCAUCUGAUAUUUGAAGCCCAGGAGAGGAACUGUGGAUUCCAUGAAAAAUCCACAAGCCUUUGACCCAUGGACCUUGCUUUGCUGGUCACCAAGCUGUUUUCUAAACCUCGUUGGCAUUUGGGAACCUGGGAUCUGUGCCAUCUACUCAUCACCCACUCUCCAUGCCUAGCCAGUUGAACUUGGCCUUACUUUCAUCUUGAAAGAAUGACCUCGAUUGAAGUGAAAGUCAAGUUAUCCCUUCUUAAAAGAGGGGUCAGUGUCCUAUUGAACCGGCUAACUUUGGGGUAGGUGGGAAAAUCCUGAGGGGAGCCAAAUAACUCCUGCCUUGGAACAGAAGGUUUUGAGGAAUGGGAUAGAUUCAGGCCCCAAGGGCAGGGAGGGAGAAGCUGCCUCCUGGAGAAUUAACCAAAGACCCAACACAGAGACACAUGCCCUCCUGGCCCCUGGUCUCUUCUCUGGAGCAGCUACGGCCUUGCUGGGCUUGGGGGAGAGAGCAACGUGUGGGCUGCCAGGGAGGGAGGCAGACCAGAUGGUCUGGGGGUUCCACCUUGCUAUCAUGGAUUUUCUAGAGGUCUGGGACUUUAAGAUUCUUAGAGAAGAACGAGACGUGAAGGGUGAGGUGCAAAGUGUCCUUAAAGAGUGCAUUGUGGGGCCAGCAGGCCUCCCGUGGCCAAGGGUAGAGGGUAAUUUCUGGGCAAGGUAGAGAGGGCCGGAAGUUCUGGACUGAGGACCAGGGGACAACAGCCACUUCUCCCCCCUCUGUCCUGGUGCUGCUGGGAAUCCAGUGAGAAGAGCCACAUUUCUGCCUCCAGGGCCUUCUCGGUGGGGGUGAAGCACCCUCCCUGGGCACAUGUGAUGGAGCCUGUCUCUCCUCCAGACUGAGCGGGACCCCCACCCCCAUGGUUCCCAGAAUCACAGCAGGACGGGCUACACUGGAGGAGGGACCCAAGGGCUAGACUGCAGUGGAGCCCAGGGUACAGAUGAUGGGAAAAGCCAUGCUGUCGUGAGCUCUGCGGGGUCGCGGGAGUGUGCACGUGGAUUUGUCUCUGUAAGUGUGAGCCUGGGGGUUGAGGGGGGGAAACUGAUCUGGACAUAUAAUGUCCAGGGCACACAAUAAUAGGUGACCUUUUGGGAUCUGGUGUGUGUGUGUGUGUGUGUGUGUGUGCACUUGAGUGAACUGAGGACUAGGAAGACAUAUCUGAACCAGCAGUAGAACCCCAUUUAUGUAAAAACAGGAGAAGCCAUGUCGUAACGGGGUUCUGACGAGUACACAGAGGUACGCAUACAGGCACGGUGUGUCGGCUUGUGUGUGUGUGUGUGUGCGCGCGCACACACAUUCAUACACUGAAUGGCAGAGGAUGGAGGGCAGGUGAGGCCUGCAGCACAGCCAAAUACAUGUAAAAGGAGAAGCCAUGUCAUCAAGGGGGCCACGCGUGAGCCAGUGAGCACACGGGGAGGCUUGUGUGCCCAGCGGAGAGCAGGAGGUGGGCAGAACCAGACUGUCACGCAGCAUGGGUCCACACAUAGGGCAUGUGAGGAGCAUGUGGAACUGGAGUUUGUGACUGCGUGUGUGAGUGUGCUCGUGCCCAAGUGUUUGGACACACAUGUGUGUUCCAGCUCACGGCAGGAGCAGAGACGGACAAUCAACCAGGAAGGGGACAUCAGGGUCGGUUUGCACUCCUAUCACUGAGGGAUUGUGUGCCACAGAUAUGGGGAGAUGGCACGCGUGUGUGCACGGGUGACGUCCCCGUGGGGAAUCCCUGCAGGGGCUCAUGGCUGGUGACUCCUAUGCUAUAGGCAGAGUGCCCUGUUAGAAGGGAAAACAGCUUUGUAUUUGUGAUUCCUGAUACCAGGACUCUAAUGAACACAUGUAUCGAUUCCCUCCCACCAACCACAGUCAUGGACCACUGUCUCACUUUGUCAGAUACGACUUCAUAGCACAUGCCACGUCCACGCUCAUGGCUCACACGUGUGCUUCCGUGUAGGACGCUGUACGUGCGUGUCGUGUUCUUCUGAGGCUAUGCACCUGUGGAGAUUGUGAUAGACAAAAGGGAAGUGACGUGGGGUUGGAAGUUUUUCAUAAAAGGAAUGAAGAAUGGUUGGAUAAACAGGCACAAUUCAACGAGGGCAGUCCCCAAAAGGUACUGAAAUGGUUUCUAGACUCUUCCAUGGAGGUGGGAUGGCGCACUUCCUGGUCUGUCCCCUCCUCGCCUGUGUCCAGAGGUGUGGCUAGUGUUCAGCCUCUGGCUGAUGUUCCAGAGACCAGCCCAACGGGCCAGGUGCACUGAGACGGCACUGCCUGGGGCCAAGCUGUCCCUCCCAGGGUGCUGAAGGUGGCGCUCCCUCUGUGAGGUGGGAGGGGAGGAGGGUGCUGAGGGAGGUGCUCUUGAGGCGGAUCAAGAGUUCUUACGGUUGGGGCCUGUGCUGCCUGCGGGGGGUGCAGCUGAGCCGGGGCAGAGCCACGCCUGUGUGUGUGUCGGGGCACACGUGGAGUGACAGGAGGCAGGAAAGCUGGUGCAGAUGGAGCAGAAGGUGGACGGUGCCUGAGCGGGUGCUUAAAUAUCCCCAUCUGGUCCCACGUGCCAGCGCUGAGCAGAAGAAGGCCCUCUCCACAAUGCCUGCGCCUGUCCACGUACUCAUGCUGGCCAAACCGAGGAGAGGCCACCCCACCCGACAGUGAGCCCUCCUCUGCCCCUCCCUCCACCUGCUGUGGGCAGACAAGAAUCCCUGAGAGCUCUGUUGGCAUUGGGGUGGCCCCACUCUGCAAGUGUCUAACAAGAGGGAAAGUGCCCCACUGGCCAGUCAGCUGGACUCUACAUCCCUGAGGAUGGAGGGCCACCCCUCCUCAGUCCAGAUGCUGCCUCCGCUGGAAGAGCUCAGCUGGGCUCUGCCCCAACAGCCUCACACCAGAAGAUGCAAACCCUGGUCCAGGAUGUGGGAGGGGUCCAAACCGCUUACCUCCUAGAAAGCAGAAGUCAGACCAGGGCACAGAUUCACCAAGAUGAGUCAGAAGCCCCUCCCUGCCUGCUUUUCCAAGGUGGGGGUCCCGGGAGCAGCUUCUGCUUCCUCACUCAGCAUGAAGCUGGCCCCUCCCUGAGUCACACCGCCGUGUGCACGCACAUCAGAAAGCAGGUUCAACUCAGUGGCCCACAUCUGGAGUGGCCUGCAUGGAUACCCAUCUGGAAAGGCCUCAUGAUGUGGACAAUUGUAUGAGUUUAAUAACAUCUGGGACCAGCCAGUCCCAUGGACAGAUGAGAAAAAAGAAAAAGAAAAAACUAAUGGGCCCAGCUCUGUGAAGGGGUCUGUGGAUUAGACACAUCUGGAAGUUCCAGGUUGGAUAGACACAUCUGGAAUGGGCCCAGACUCUUGCCACAGUGGAAGGGCCCUGCCCUCUGUCCCCAGGCUGGUUGGACUCAAGACCUCAUUUCAGCCCUGAUUUGCCCUGAUGUUAAAAUUUUCAGAGCUGAGGUGGUACACGAAGUCACCAAACAGUUUUAGGUAGAAGGUUAAUGUUCUGUACAAUAUAUAUAUGAAUGUAAAUAUAUAUAUAUAUAUAACUGUAUGUAUAUAUAUAUAUAUGCACAGUGUAUAUACGCCCAUAGCCCAUGUGUAUACCAGCCUUCCCCGCACGUCUGCAGAGUGUACGGGACCCAGCCGGUGUAGGUGGGGACCAGGUGAGAGAUGGGGGCCACUGCAGCAAGGUCUGGGACAGAGGUUUCAGAAAGCCCUUAGGGGUGGGACAGGCCCUUCAUCCAUCAGAGAUUGAAAAAGAGGGUAGAACCGUGCAGGGCUGGCAGGUGGGCCUCGUGUGGGGGCAGAAAGCAGCCACGGGACCUUGUCUGCAUCCAGGAGUCAGAGGCAGGACGGUCUGGGACGCCUGGCCGGAGGAAGGGGCACACCCCAGGGCUGCGGUCCUGCCCACCUGCAGUCCCCGGGCAGGCGUGAAGCUCCACCUGGAGACACCCAGAUGGGGGCUAUUCUGGGCAGCAAAGGCCUCAGAGUGGUGCCACCACACAAGGACACCCCCAGCUUUGUAAAGAGAGGGGCCUGAGGACAUUGCCAGCAUGCCACUACAAUGUCCUGAUGCCCUGGAGGUCACCACUCCUGCUCUCCUGGCCCCUGCCUAUAGAACGGAGGACCUCACCUCACCCAACAGUUUGUCUCUGAGGCCUCCAGGUAGGAGCAAGCAGCCAGGGGCUCGGAAAAAUGCCAGCUGAGAACGUGGUGCCCCUGCGACCCAGACGCACUCUCCAGGGGCCAGAUGUCAGGGAACAAUGGAGGAGACACACAGGUGAAAGGUGGGAGGCCAGAGGCAGCUCCUGUCCCAGCACAGCCCAGUGCCACCUGUCUGCCCGGUCCUCUGUGUCUUCCCCAGAGGGCAAUUGGCAGAGAGCCCCAGCGAGCCACAGACCUGCUGGAUCCAUCUGUGCUCUGCACUUGCAGUUCUUUAGCCCCUCACGGGUCCGUGCACCUCUGGCCCACGCAGGGGAAGACAGAGCUGGAGUAGGCUUGGCUUCUGUGGCGUCUGCAGCCUGCCCUCUGCUUCGGCCCCAGGCAUCAGUCUGCACUUAGCUCUGGGCCCUGGCCAAGUGCAUCUAAAUCCAGCCCCAAGGAGGAUCCUGUCCUGGCCCCACUGGGACCAGAGGCUCCAGAGCCUUCAUGCCACUGUGCUCCGAAACCCCAGCCACCCCUGCCUGGGCUGAAUUCCUGGCUGGGCUUCUGUGAUGGGGACCUCAGUUUCCAGCCCCUGGGCUGAGCCCCCUGGACAGUACCAUGGGCCUCUGAGAGCCCUGGCCUGUCCCACCACCCAGACCAGAGUGCCUGGACACCCCUGCUCCCAUUCAACAAGGUUCCCACACACUGGUCUCUGGGCCAUUCAGGGGAUGCCCUUUGUGGACAUGCAGAAUUUCUAUGAAUAUAGUUUUUUGUAAACAUUUUGUAACAAUUUGGGUUUCAUAGUAACUGUGUUACUUGCCAAUCACUCUAGGCUGAUGUAAAUAAAUUUCCAAACAAAUCCGAUUAUUUUCCUUUUUAAGACACUGUGAUAUAUCAAAGUGCACAGUUUGCUGUAUGAAGUAAUAUGGUUUUAAAUUUUAAAUAAAGAAAUGUUUCUAGAAAA